Capronia epimyces CBS 606.96 is the source of this 1176-nucleotide messenger RNA. RefSeq lists its product as uncharacterized. Gene Ontology annotation, biological process: mitochondrial proton-transporting ATP synthase complex assembly. Lineage: Eukaryota; Fungi; Ascomycota; Eurotiomycetes; Chaetothyriales; Herpotrichiellaceae. The transcript has a single exon. The record is from RefSeq and is a predicted model, not a curated record. Gene Ontology annotation, cellular component: mitochondrial inner membrane. The coding region runs from base 1 to 1176 and encodes 391 amino acids.
AUGUCGCGCGGAGAAAUAGUCCAACUCUUUGUCUCCCUUGCAGUCCGCCCUCACAGUCGAUGCUUGUACCGCGCCCAAAAGUUGUCUCUACGCAACCUCCGGCAUGCUUCCACCUCGACUUCUCCCUCGAAGCCCGCUCUUCCAUCCAAGCCUGGGCCUGGCGGUUCGAAGCCAACUAUUCCUCUCUAUGUAGGCCUGGAUCGGAAUCCUGAGGGUCUCUCCGCCAUUUCGAGAAUUCCCAUUCCCAAAGGGGAGAAAGGCGAGAAAUUCACACCCUCUGUCUUAGCACGGCCACUCGGUCUCACGUACCCUCCGCGUCCCGGUCAGAACAGUCCCGUCGAUCGCCGAACCGUCCAAGAGAAAAAAGCCGACUUCACAAGCUACCAGAAAGCUCUGGAGCGGCGGCGGGUAUACCUGCGGUCAUUUUUCCGUCCCUACUUCCAGGAAUGGCGUCGAGUAGACCAUUGGAAAGGCAAAAGCUUUAUCUCCAACGAUAGGCUGUUCAAGAGAGAAAAGGCACUGUACUUCCCGAACAUCUGGGGUCAGACCCUGUCAAAAGGAGGAGACGGGCCAGAUGGCGGGAGAGACACCACUCCCAUCCUCAUGGGCAAGAUCUCUAUCGUCGGCAUGCAGUCGGGACAGUGGGCCGAAGAGCAGGUCGACACGUUUAUCAGCGAGAAACAGAAUCCGCAGUUACAGCAAAUAAUUGCAGACAGUAACGGCCUGGUCCAACGAGUCGACAUCAACAUGCAAGGAGACUGGGCACGAUCUUUCCUCGUCAAGCUAUUUAGUGGACGACUGAGGAAGCUGGUCCCUGAGGAACGCUGGGGCCGCUAUUUCAUGAUCAAACUGCCCCGCGAUAUCCGCCGUGGACUGAGCGAUGAUGUCCGAGAUGCGAUGGGCCUGCUCAAUUCUCAGGUUGGAUACGUCUACCUGGUUGAUUCGAGCUGUAAGAUCAGGUGGGCUGGAAGUGGCCACACAUGGGAAGGGGAAGUGAACAGUCUCAAUGCGGUUGUCCAGAGACUCAUACAAGAAGAAAAAGCAUUGCAAUCCCCGUCGCCCUCUAUCAACUCCGUUGCAUCCAAACAGCGAACAAUACCAAUGACAUCGUCACCAAAACUCUCGGACUCCGCAGAUGGCAAGCAAAAUGCAAUUCCGACCCCUGCUGUAGCUUGA